GAAAAGGCAUAGAUUUUUUGCCAAAAUUUUUUAUUACCAGACAAGAUUUAAACACACAAAAAUGGUCACCAAUUUGUCCUUUGGCUUUUUUAGCCGUUUUAACUUCAACCCAAAUUUCUUGCAAUCACAAGUACCCACUAGCUGUUUCUUCCCCAUCAAUCAAACCCCACUUCACCUUUUCAUUUCUCUUCUCUUCCCCACAAACCUAGGCUCCGAAUCAAGUCUCUGCUGAGGAUUCUGUGAUGGGUCGCAAAAGCAAUUCGGCGAUUGUCACCACAGCCAACGGGAAGACAGGGACCAUGACGGCAAUGACAGCACUUGCACCAGGAUUUCGAUUCCACUCGACUAAUGAAGAGUUGGUCAACUACUACCUCAAGAGGAAGAUUUUGUCUGAACUUGUGAGGUUUAAUGCCAUUGGUGAGGUCGAAAUCUACAAGCACGAGCCUUGGAACCUUGCGGGUAGUCUUCUAUUUCUCCCUUUUAUCUAUCUGCUCAUUUCCCAUUUGUGUUUGCUCUCUUGCUUGUUUAUUGUUCUACCAUGCUCCGAUAUGCUUCUUUGAGUUUCUGCUUCUCCACGCCUGGAUUUCGAUACAGCAUCCGAGUCUGCUUGACCCGAUUACUGGUUCGAUGAUGUUUCAUAAGGUUGAACGAGAGGGAUCUGAUGUUGAUGGAGGAGAUUAUACACGCCACCAAAAAGGGUACCAGGUUGUUGGACAUGUUAGGUUUUAGAGAUGAGGCGCAUUCUAGAUCUGGGUUUGAGAAAAACCCAGAUCUGGAGAGGAAGAAGAAGGGAGAAAAGAGAGAGAAAGAAUAAGAAGAAGAAAGAAGA
Rubroshorea leprosula is the source of this 829-nucleotide messenger RNA. The record is from the annotation of a GenBank genome assembly. Lineage: Eukaryota; Viridiplantae; Streptophyta; Magnoliopsida; Malvales; Dipterocarpaceae.